AUUCCACUCAGCCAGCCAGCUUCAUGUCCUCGAACAAUCUCACCGACCUCUUGAGUGCUUUUCUACAGCAAUCCAACCCCCAGCUGCUACAACCACAGCAGGCCCAUGACGUCGCGCUCGCCGGCUUCCGACAACUGCUUGCACACAACGGUGCGGGGAAUACGAGCCACCCACUGCCUAGUUCUCAGCUCUCCUACCAACCCGCCCCAACAAUUCAGCCAGCCAAUCUCACUGGAGGACCUGCGAUAACAUCAUCCGAUGCGCUACGACUGCUCACCCUACUCCAGCAAGGGUCACCGCAGUCGGCAACUCCCAGUAGUACGACCCCUUUCAACUCGCAGCCUCCGAGCCAGAGCACUACACUUGACAAGGCGGUGGGAGCCUUGCCUGACGAUGAAAGGAUUCUUGUGAAUACCUUGUCGACUCGAAACCUCAAGGGCUGGACCGUUCGAGAGGCACUGGAAGCCUUGCACGGGGUCAACAACCAUACUGCCAGUUCAUGGAAGGAUUAUUUCCUUGAAAACUACGAACGUCUUGCUCUGCAUAUCCCUCUCGCCAACGAGGAAGAGCGGCACGACGAGUCCCUGUCGGCUGCUACCCCUAGGGGAAGGACAGCCUCAAGGACUUGGGAGCGCUCUGCUAGUGGCCCUUCGAAGCCACCUGCGCGCCGUCAUUCUGUGACUCGCUCGAGACGGGACAGCCAAUCUCGAGGACAAUCGGAUUCUCGUGCACGUCCCCCUCGACAUGUGCGUUUCUCUGAAACACCGUCGAGAUCCCCUACACCCCCUCCCUCGGACAGUUCAGUCUCAAUGAAUGGGAAAAGAUUCACGGAGGCAGAGGAAGAAUUCCUCAUCAAAUCGGUCAGACGGCAGCUGAACAAAGAUCCCUACGUCUCUUUCGCGCAGAUGGCGAAGACGCUUGCCCAAAAGGCCCCAGGGCGGUCAGUAGACUCCUGGAGAGGGCAUAUCACCAUGACUAGACGAGCAGAUGUCGAUCGCAUGAUCGCCGAUGCCCGAGACAAUCACAAGAGGGAUGACCGGGACGAGACGUCAAGGACGUGCAGAGGAGAUGAUCGACGGGACUUGCACGAUACGCCUCAGAAGAUGACACGCGAGACUGGCGAUGACGAACCCGACACGGAUGAGGACAUCCUCAGCAUGGGGGUGUCGGGCCAGCCAUUCACGGAGGCUGACUUCCGCAUGGCUGCUAGAUAUAUUGCAUCAGUAGCAAAUUGGGACUCCACACCUUCCACCAUCGCGCGAUGGUCCGACUUCGCAAUUCAGCACCCGCAACGGGCUGACAAGUCUUGGGCGCAAGGCUAUGUCAAUCACCACCUAGUCAUAGAUAGACUGGUGUCGAAGUAUAGGGCACGGUACGCACGGCGCAAGGAAGAGUUUCUUCAGACCUCGCCCCGGGUGGACAAUGCAGUCACGACAGCAUCUUUGCCCCCGUUCCACAAGGCUAGCAAGCGUAUCCAUCAAGAUAGUAUUGAGGCCGAUAGCGGAGAAGCGAUCGUGAGCGGGAAGCGUCCGAGAGAUUCCUACUAGGAUCAAUGGGCUGACACUGCAUACCACGUCAAUUUGCUUGUCCUCAUAUACUUCCAGUCAUCCCCAGCAUGCGAAUUAACAACCCACUCCCUCAACUUACUGUGGGUUCUCCCUUAACUUACGUGAAUCCUCUUCUAGUGCCACGUACCUUAGAUCUUGAGCCGGGACCCCUACUGUAUUAUAUAUUGUGCUCGGUACCGGUGCGGUAUGGUAUGUUUAGAGCGUUAUGGAAGUAAAUAUGCCAGUGUUCCAAGCUUCAUAAGACGUAGUGCAAUGUUCUCUUCUGAUUAAUAUUAGUCGUAGUCGUCGGAAGUCCUACUACUAGUGCG
Molecule: messenger RNA, 1876 nt
Organism: Rhodofomes roseus
Lineage: Eukaryota; Fungi; Basidiomycota; Agaricomycetes; Polyporales; Fomitopsidaceae
Exons: 6
Coding region: 24-1547 (507 amino acids)
Source: RefSeq, a predicted model, not a curated record